AUUACAGAAGAAGAAUGGGCAGUUUCAUUGAAAUUCUUUGUGCAGUUCUCAUACCUCCUGUUGGUGUAUUCCUCAGAUUUGGCUUGGGGUUGGAGUUUUGGCUCUCUUUGCUCCUAACGUUCUUUGGUUUUUUCCCUGGACUGAUAUAUGCUAUUUGGGUUCUUACCAAAUAGGAGCCAAAAUUUUUUUAUUUAAUUUUAUAUUUUCCUUCCUUUCAACCAAUGUAUCUCAGGUCUUUUUUAAUCGUCGUAUUAUGGAGUCAGUCAGUUGUUAUCUUUGAUAUCUUUGUAAUCUAACAAUAUUUGGUUGCUAAAUUAGUAAUGUAAAUUCAAGCAAUUCCUAGAAAUGUUAUGAUUAUAGUUCUUCAUUUUGUUGCGUGAUUGUGCUAUUAUGAACAAUAACUAAAUGUUAAGUUUAAUACAACAAAAAAAAAAACUAAAUGUUAUGAAACAAAAGUAAAACUUCAAGACGACACUCUUUGUGACACAGAAGGAGUAUAAUACAUAUCAUUCAUAUAAUGGACCAGAGUACAAUGCUUUUUAUUACAAUCCAAUAUAGAUUUCCCAUCAAAUUCAAUGCUUUUCCUCGCCAUUUCCUGCAUUCUUUUUAUUGUUCUCCUUCAUUGGGGGCUGUCUCUGCUUUCUCUUUCUCUUCUGUUUCUCUCUUCUUCUCUUCCACAUCGUCCUCGACCUUCCUCUUUGCUUCUUUCAACACUUGGAUUAAACGCUUCAAACAUGUCUCUGAUCCUUGAUAGAGUAACUUUGCUAUCCGCUGUAUUCUCAUCUUCAUUUUCCAUCAUCUUCUUCAGAAUGCUCUUCUCGUCUCCAUCUUCCUUUUCCUCUUCUUUUUUCCUUCUUUGUCCAGUGAGAUCAAGUGAACAAUCAAUAUCUUCAAUCACUAUAAUCGAUUUCGCCGAAGUGUCGAUUAAUAACCUCCUUAGCUGUGUAUUAUCCCUCACCGUUGUCAACUCAAGAUCAUAAACAUCAUAAUCCAAGAAAUUCGCCAUUGCAGCAAUCAUUGUUGAUUUCCCAGUCCCGGGUGGUCCAUAAAAAAGAUACCCUCGCUUCCAAGCUUUCCCAAUCUUCUUGUAGUACUCUUUGCUCUUUUACUGAACUUGACCAGAUCUCUUUUAAGCUCCUCCUUCUUCUUCUUAUACAUAGCUAGAGUAUCAAAUGUGGCGCGAUGGUCGAACGCAACAUGGUUUCAUUUUGUCUUGUUUCCGUUGUCCUCGCUUGAACUAUUUGAAUAAAUCUUCCUCUCCCUGUUCUUCAGCUUUAUUGACUUCCCCUCCCGAAAAACAUGGUUGAUAUACCUUUCUAGAAUUACUUCCCGGUCACGUCUAUGGAACCUGAGCAUGUAGUAUCGCUUCUCAUCGGCACCAGGGUAAAAUGAGAAAGGCUCCUUCCUGGUUUCCUCUUUAUUCGACUGCCACCAAACCUUGAUGCCCUCGAAAUCGUCAGUUAUCUCCUCAUAAUCAUCCAUGCUAAGCACAAGAGAUUUGCUUCCUUUAACAGUGUUGGCCUUAAGCCUCUUGGCCCGAGCAGAGGAGUCUUUGCUGAGAUAGUUCUGAAUAGCAUCGUAGGGCACGCUUCGCUUAAAGUUUUGUCCGGUGUAUUCAAAGAAUGUUACUUGGAUGUAAGGGUCGAAUAGAGUAGUGAGGCGUUGAAUGAAGGGCUGGAGGUUGUCUCCGAAGGUGGGGAAGUAUUGGUUGAAGAUUGUAUAUAUGAACAUAAGGGUUGCUAGUGCAGACCCUGUGUUAGUCCACAGCUCAGCCAUUGUUGCCAUUUAUUACUUUAGAGCUCUGUUUCAGGGUUUUGGAAGAGGUUUCUUGGGCUGUAAGGAAGGUUUCUGAUAUGUGUUUUGAGUUGAGAUGUUGAUUAAAGAUGGAAGUGUGGUUUGCGGUACACAAAAACUUAUAAACGAUACUUAUAUAUCAUUAAGGAUGGAUUAGAUUAUCAAUAAAUAUACUGGAGAAGCCUUAGUCAACAACAUCAUAUACUUAACGUGUGAGUACGCAUAUGUGACAUAACUUGGAAACAACGUAAUGACGAUAAUUAUUUAUGUGAAAGAAGAACAUAAGAAAGCAAAAAUCGAAAAGAGAGGGAAAUUGCCGAAUUAAAAACUAAAAAGAACUAUUCUUUAAAAUUCGACAACAUGUUUCGGAUAGAGAAAAUACUUCAAAUUUAAAAGAAUACUGCUUCACCAGUAGAGACGUGCCAAAAAGAAUCCAAGUGUAUUGCGUUUGUUUUAGUUCUUACGUGUAGUGGCAACCCUAAAGCAUCUAUGAACUAAAAUAAGUAUAUAUGGAGAAUCCAUAGCUAAAAUUGAAUAAUAAAAAGUUAACCAAAAUUAAUAAAGAAAUAAACAAAGAAUCAAACGUUUUGACAAAAAAAAAAAACAAAGAAUCAAGGGUUAAUUUGCCAAAUGGCUAAAAUCGCAAGUAAAAUUAAGUGGAUGACAUUGAUUUUGACGUAAUUGAGUUAAUAACAUUUAAGGUGAAAUUGAUCCGGUUAUACCCUUUAUUGCAACAAAUAAC
Molecule: messenger RNA, 2536 nt
Organism: Brassica rapa (field mustard)
Lineage: Eukaryota; Viridiplantae; Streptophyta; Magnoliopsida; Brassicales; Brassicaceae
Product: UPF0057 membrane protein At1g57550-like
Cellular component (GO): membrane
Source: RefSeq, a predicted model, not a curated record